AUGACGCUUUAUUCUGAAUCAUUUGAGUUGCAGCCUGAGGAUGAAGCCUCUACUCAAAGCGUCAACAAUCUUAUUCCCUUAGACAACAGCGAGAAAGCGGGGUCAAUUGACACUGUGUUCGGUGCCAAUUCAUUAUACAGUCAAUCCUUGGAUUGGCUUGGGCUACCUGAUUCUGGUGUCCACGAUACGCUUUGGACAGAUCCAACAUCCUCAAGAGAUGGCUCAUUAACCGGCAUCAUUCCGUCGUCGUUGCCCACCGAGGACUUUGCGGCGACUUUAGAUCCACGACAACUUUCAACAGAACACUUCCAUUAUGCCCAAGACGAGACCCUGGAUGUCAGUUUCUCAAGCACACCAGCAACGGUCUCUAGUGACCUGUCUAAUUUGCCAUGUCCCACAAAAGCCAGUGGCCCGGAAAUGACUUCGGAACUUGGGCCACUAGCCAGGCACGAAGAAGUCAAUUGUGACCAAAACCCUCUCCAUUCUUCCAACAGGAAGCGUGGGCUUCCUAGACGGAGGAGUCGAUAUUUCGUGUCAAGUUUAGGAGACAAAACUACCCCUGUGUAUGAUUCGAAUACAAAUGGAUUGAACCCUAUGCAACGAUGGGAAGAAUUCCCGCCUGAGGAUGAACCAGCCUCCGUCACAGCGAUUCUCAAAGCCAUGGAGGAGACAUCAUUGUUACAUCGUACCGACCAACCGAGGCGUGGUCGUGGUAAAUCUUCGUCUCGGUCCCGCCGGUCAAUAUCAACCGCAAGCUGUGAGUCAAGCGCGUCAUCUAUAGGUCGGUCAUCUGCUACCAGCUCGUCACGUAGUCGAAAGCGUCAAUCGCAACCGCGGCUGACCAGGAAUCAGCACAAAAACAGCAAACCCCGCAUAUUCUGUUGCACUUUCUGCUGUGAUCGCUUCGGCAGCAGAUACGAAUGGGUUAGGCAUGAAAAAUCGCUACAUUUGAAUCUAGAAAGCUGGUAUUGCGCACCAUAUGGACCUUCGAUCCUUUCUUUGAUUACGGGAAAACAUUUAUGUGCCUACUGCAAUGCGAUGGAGCCAUCCCAGGAGCACCUCUUGGAACAUAACUAUGAUUCUUGUCAGAAUCUAUCUAAUGAGCUUCGGUCCUUUCGUCGAAAGGACCAUCUCGUACAACAUCUCCGUCACACGCAUAAUGUGCAAGAAUUACCGCCGCUAGAUGACUGGAAAAUCGAAGUAAAAAGUAUCACGUCGAGGUGUGGCUUUUGUGAUAUGAACUUUGACAACUGGGAUGAUCGCACUUCACAUCUGGCCAAGCAUUUCCACAGAGGGUCGACAAUGAAGGACUGGAAAGGAGACCACGGGUUUGACCCUCAUAUUAGAGCACAGUUGAAAAAUGCGUACCCACCAUAUCUUCUCGGUUGGGAGUCCGAGUGCAUAGUACCGUUUUCUGCAACAAAUAAAGAUGCGCACGACCAAUAUACACCGCUCAUGUCAGGGAUCAACGUGGCCGGGGAAACUGAAUGUAUCAAAGGUGCGAACCAGGAGCUUGCACCUGGUGACCAAACAGAGUCAGAUCUCCCGGGGUUUUUGGACGUGUUUACACGCCAUCUCAGCCAAUACGCAAGAAAGCAGAUGGAAGUCGGUGUUGUACCUACGGAUGAAAUGUUUCAGAAGGAGGCCCGAAGGGUGCUCUUCGAUAGCGAGGAUGCCUGGGACCAAACCGUGGCUGACAACCAAGACUGGCUUGCUUCGUUUCGCCAAUUACAUAUUAAUCCUGCUGGGAACUCGGCGAAUCAUGGUCCAUCUUGA
Messenger RNA from Aspergillus puulaauensis, 1776 nucleotides. RefSeq lists its product as uncharacterized. The record is from RefSeq and is a predicted model, not a curated record. The transcript has a single exon. Lineage: Eukaryota; Fungi; Ascomycota; Eurotiomycetes; Eurotiales; Aspergillaceae. The coding region runs from base 1 to 1776 and encodes 591 amino acids.